Molecule: messenger RNA, 2040 nt
Organism: Vigna unguiculata (cowpea)
Lineage: Eukaryota; Viridiplantae; Streptophyta; Magnoliopsida; Fabales; Fabaceae
Product: GATA transcription factor 24-like
Biological process (GO): regulation of DNA-templated transcription
Molecular function (GO): protein binding; sequence-specific DNA binding; zinc ion binding
Source: RefSeq, a predicted model, not a curated record
CAUAUAUACUCUCUUCAACAAACAAUAACAACAACACCACACGCUGACGCCGUCAAACAAAAUUUCACUCUCCUUUUCGGUGCGUGUCUUUCACCAAACACGCCCUUUCUUCUCCUCUCUCUCUCUCUCUCUCCAGAUCUUCGCUCCCUCCAUUUUUCUCUCCUUCUCGAACCUUGCACCACCUUCUUGGUAAUUCAAUUUCCGUCACGUACAGCAUGCUCCACCGCCUCACAAAUUAGGGUUUCUGCUGUCCGAGAGGUGGGGGAAUCGAUGGCGUCAGUGAAUCCGCAGCCUCUGCAGUACCAGGACCCUGCGAUACCCGUCGACGACGACGACGACGAUGACAGUGACGGCGCUGAUGAUGAUGCUAUGGAUGAGUUGGAGGAUGCGCAUGUUAGUUCAGUGAACGUGGUUGCUAAUGCUGCGAGUGCGAAUCAUGAACCGCUGCCUGCUAUGCCUUCCAGAACUAGCGAGCUCACUCUUUCUUUCGAGGGUGAGGUUUAUGUCUUUCCCGCAGUCACUCCUCAGAAGGUUCAAGCCGUCUUGCUGCUUUUGGGAGGACGUGAUGUGCACGCAGGUGUUCCUGCUGUUGAACUACCAUUUGAUCAAAGUAACAGGGGUAUGGGUGAUACUCCAAAACGUUCGAACCUUUCACGAAGAAUAGCAUCCUUGGUCAGAUUCCGUGAGAAACGAAAGGAAAGAUGUUUUGACAAGAAAAUUAGGUAUUCUGUGAGAAAGGAGGUGGCACAGAGGAUGCAUAGGAAGAAUGGGCAGUUUGCAUCCUUGAAAGAAAGCCCAGGUUCAUCUAAUUGGGACUCUGUCCGGAGUUCUGCUCAAGAUGGCACUUCUCAUUCUGAAUCUGUACGCAGAUGUCACCAUUGUGGUGUCACUGAAAAUAAUACUCCUGCAAUGCGUCGGGGGCCAGCUGGACCAAGGACUUUAUGUAAUGCAUGCGGCCUUAUGUGGGCAAACAAGGGCACACUCAGAGAUCUCAGCAAGGGAGGAAGAAAUCUUUCUGUUGAGCAAAGUGAUCUGGAUAUUCCUAUUGAUGUCAAGCCUACUUCUGUUAUAGAAGGAGAAUUGCCCGGAAUCCAUGAUGAGCAAGUAGAAGCUUUUACAUAUUGCAAAUUCAUUUUCGGCAGUACACAUUUUUUUCCUUUUCAUGAAAACUUUUCAUGGGGUAUGCAGGGUAGUUCUGAAGAUCCGUCCAAGUCCAACACAGGUGAUGGUUCUAGUGGUCAUGCAGUAAACCCCAGUGAUGAGGAAUUGCCUGAAACUGCAGACCACUUUACAAAUGCUCCGCCAUUAGGACUUGGUCAUUCUUCAAGGAAUGACACUGAACAGGAACCUCUGGUUGAACUUUCUAAUCCUUCAGAUACAGAUAUUGACAUUCCAGAAAACUUUGAUUAGAAGGUACUAAGUGAUUCAUUACGUUGAGGGGUUUUAUAUAAUGGUCCCUCUGUAGUAUAUUGUUGAUGUACUAAUGAGAUGCAGAUCUAGAAGCAGUGAUACAUACCAGAAAUAAUUAGGAAAUUCGGGGUUAUGACUAAUUGUAGCCCUCGGAAAUGGAAAUUGAAAUGAUUACGGAUUAGCAAAUGUCAAGAAGCUCUGCUAUUCCGACCUAACAUUGGGUAGUCUGUGACAUUGAUGCUGGUAUACGUGCCAAACAUUGUUUGUGUAUAUGUUAUAAUGUAAUUUUCCUUCAGUGUUUAUAUCAUAAAAUAUUCAUUAGUGAGGCCUGUGUUAAUAAAAUUGCUCUCUACAUGCUCCUGACUAUCAUAAUUUCAUUGAGAUCAAAGCUCUGCAACCUUGAUUUUAGAGAUGAAAUUUCGGUGAUAUGGUCUGCCACUCAAGAAUGGGUAUUGGAACAUCAAGGCAGCAGUGUGGAAAUUAGGACCUUCAGUGAAGUUUAGGCUUGUGCUGCUCGACUCUUGGUGAGACCAUUUGAAUAUGUUAUAAUUAGGUCAGAUAGACUUGUUCCAAAUGUACAUAUACAUAUAAAAUAAAUAUUAAUCAUCGUCUUCUCAGUGUUCUUCCAUA